Messenger RNA from Galendromus occidentalis (western predatory mite), 528 nucleotides. RefSeq names its product homeodomain-interacting protein kinase 2-like. The annotation marks the transcript as partial. Gene Ontology annotation, molecular function: protein serine/threonine kinase activity; protein tyrosine kinase activity; ATP binding. The record is from RefSeq and is a predicted model, not a curated record. Gene Ontology annotation, biological process: peptidyl-threonine phosphorylation; peptidyl-serine phosphorylation. The transcript is spliced from 3 exons. NCBI's taxonomy places the organism in Eukaryota, Metazoa, Arthropoda, Arachnida, Mesostigmata, Phytoseiidae. Gene Ontology annotation, cellular component: cytoplasm; nucleus.
AUGGGGCAACAGAAGAAGGUCGUGUCCUCUUCUUCGACUUCAGAAGGCGACUAUCAGCUUGUGCAACACGAAGUUCUAUACUCGACUGCGGGUAAUCAGUACGAAGUUCUCGAGUUUUUGGGACGAGGAACUUUUGGACAGGUGGUGAAAUGUUGGAAGAAAGGAACCAAUGAAAUCGUGGCGAUCAAAAUCCUAAAAAAUCAUCCUUCUUACGCAAGACAAGGACAAAUCGAAGUGUCGAUACUGCAGCGUUUGUCGGCAGAAAAUGGAGAUGACUAUAAUUUCGUCCGUGCUUAUGAAUGCUUCGUGCAUAAAAUGCAUACCUGCCUCGUUUUUGAGAUGCUGGAGCAAAAUCUCUACGAUUUUCUCAAACAAAACAAAUUUUCUCCACUACCCUUAAAAUACAUUCGACCGAUUCUCCAACAAGUUUUGACAGCACUACUCAAACUGAAGCAGCUCGGCUUGAUUCACGCCGAUUUGAAACCUGAGAAUAUUAUGCUUGUCGAUCCAAUCAGACAGCCUUUCAGA